CCGUCAGUUAUAAAAGUGUGUGUGUGUGUGUGACACUGAUGCUUACUUCACUCACAGAGCUCUCAUUAUAGACGCUGUGAGGACCAACCAGACUUUCACUUCUUUUUUGCCAAAAAGGACCACCUAAACAGCAGAAUGCGCGAGUGUAUCUCUAUCCAUGUCGGCCAGGCUGGCGUCCAGAUGGGCAACACCUGCUGGGAGCUGUACUGCCUGGAGCAUGGCAUCCAGCCCGACGGCCAAAUGCCCAGCGACAAGCCCAAAGGAGGCCACGACGACUCCUUCACCACCUUCUUCAGUGAGACCGGCACAGGAAAGUAUGUGCCCAGGGCCAUCUUUGUCGACCUGGAACCUACUGUCAUUGACGAGGUUCGCACUGGAACGUAUCGCCAGCUCUUUCACCCAGAGCAGCUCAUCUCUGGGAAGGAGGAUGCCGCCAACAACUACGCCCGCGGGCACUACACCGUUGGAAAGGAGCACAUCGACUCCGUCCUCAACAGGAUCCGCAAGCUGUCGGACCAGUGCGUUGGUCUCCAAGGGUUCCUGGUGUUCCAUUCCUUUGGCGGAGGAACCGGUUCCGGCUUCACGUCUCUUCUGAUGGAGCGUCUCUCCGUCGACUUCGGCAAGAAGUCCAAGCUGGAGUUCGCCAUCUAUCCGGCCCCUCAGGUGUCCACCGCCGUGGUGGAGCCGUACAACUCCAUCCUGACCACGCACACCACCUUGGAGCACUCCGACUGCGCCUUCAUGGUGGACAACGAGGCCAUCUACGACAUCUGCCGCAGGAACCUGGACAUAGAGCGUCCGUCGUACACCAACCUGAAUCGGCUCAUCAGUCAGAUCGUCUCUUCAAUCACGGCCUCGCUGCGCUUCGACGGCGCCCUGAACGUGGACUUGACAGAGUUCCAGACCAACCUGGUGCCCUACCCGCGAAUCCACUUCCCUCUGGCGACCUACGCCCCCGUCAUCUCAGCAGAGAAAGCGUACCACGAGCAGCUGACCGUGGCGGAGAUCACCAACGCCUGCUUCGAGCCCGCCAACCAGAUGGUGAAAUGCGACCCUCGCCACGGCAAGUACAUGGCGUGCUGCCUGCUGUACCGCGGCGACGUGGUGCCCAAGGAUGUCAACGUGGCGAUUAGCAACAUCAAAACAAAGCGCUCCAUCCAGUUCGUGGACUGGUGUCCCACCGGCUUCAAGGUGGGCAUCAACUACCAGCCCCCCACUGUGGUUCCCGGCGGAGACCUGGCCAAGGUCCAGAGGGCCGUGUGCAUGCUGAGCAACACCACCGCCAUCGCCGAAGCCUGGGCUCGACUGGACCACAAGUUUGACCUGAUGUACGCCAAGAGGGCCUUCGUGCACUGGUACGUCGGCGAGGGGAUGGAAGAGGGAGAGUUCUCCGAAGCCAGGGAAGACAUGGCCGCCCUGGAGAAGGACUACGAGGAGGUGGGCGUCGACUCGCUGGAUGAAGACGAAGAGGGCGAGGAGUAUUAAAGCAGGAAAUGGAACCUAUGUUCGUGGACUGAGCAGCUUCUUUGGCGAUGCAGAACCCGUUUAUGUCGACCAACUCACCGAGUCCUAGUCUAACGUGCCCUUCUCAUGACUACAAAGUGGCCCACUUUUUUAGAUCACUUAGUCAGGGGUGUCAAACUCAUUUUAGCCCGCAUGGAGGAAAAUCCAUGGUAAAAUCACGAUAACUUCAAAAUAAAACCAACUUCAGAUAGUUUUUUUUGUUUGGCUUUGAUAAAUAAAAAAACAAAAAAAAACAAGCACAACUCUGAAAAUGUACAUUUUACAAAUAAUUCUCUAGGCAAAACACUUCAUGUUAGUUGAAAAUUCUGAGGAAAAGAAUUAAAAAACAGUCUCAGUGACUCAGAGCACUUUUACAUAGUGAAACCAAAUAAACCAGUGUGGGUGGCAAUGGUGGGUAAAGUGUCUGGCCCAAGGACACAAAGGCAGUGAUUAAGAUGGCGGAAGUGGGGAUCGAACCUGGAACCCUCAAGUUGCUGGCACGCCCACUCUAUCAACCAUCCAUACCGCCCGCCUCUGUUGCUGUUUCUUCAAAUUUGAAAAAAAAAACUGAAUUUCCCCCAGGGAUCAAUAAAGUACUUUCUAUUCCAUUCUAUUCUACACCGCUGCAUUGGUGACACCCGCAACUGCCACAACACAUUCAUUCGUCAUAAUUCAAAUAUUACAAUUAUAAUAGAAACAAAACAAUUAUCAUAGCUCGGUUGGUAGAGUGGCCGUGCCAGCAACUUGAGAGUUGCAGGUUCGAUUCCCGCUUGUGCCAUCCUAGUUACUGCUAUUGUGUCCUUGGGCAAGACACUUUACCCACCUGCUCCCAGUGCCACCCACACUGGUUUAAAUGUAACUUAGAUAUUGGGUGUCACUAUGUAAAGCGCUUUGAGUCACUUGAGAAAAGCGCUAUAUAAAUAUAAUUCACUAAAUCACAAUUAUCAAAAUGAUACCAUAGCUGACUUCAAGGUAACUACACACUUACCCAAUGUGAACAUGGUAGAUUUAAGCAUAGAUUAAAACAGAACAACAAAUGUAGAAAACACACAUUUUUACAAUGGAGUACAGGGUGUGCAACUCGCUUUAAACUUAAGUACAAACUUAACCCAUGUGAACUUGGUAGAUUUAAGCAUAAAUUAAAAUAGAACAACAAAUGUAGAAAACAAACAUUUUUACAGUGGAGUUCAGGGUGUGCAAUUCGCUUUCAACUUAACAACAAACUUAAUCAAUGUGAACAUGGUAGAUUUAAGCAUAAAUUAAAAUAGAACAACAAAUGUAGAAAACACACAUUUUUACAGUGAAGUUCAGGGUGCGUAACUCGCUUUCAAAUGGUAAAUGGGUUGUACUUGUAUAGCGCUUUUCUACCCCUUUUUCAAGGAGCCCAAAGCGCUUUGACAGUAUUUCCACAUUCGCCCAUUCACACACACAAGUGCGAGCGCUGCCGGGAACUCCAACUACUAGUAAAGUCUUUGCAUCUUAGCGUUUUGUUAUGUUAUCCAUUGAGUGGAUCAUAUACAAGGAACGAAGGUAUUGUGCAUGGAUGCUGCAUCAGUCUGCCGCCAUCUGCUGCCAGCAGGAGCAGGGGCAGCUUAUUGAUUAAACAGUGUCAUGUGUGACAGGGGCUGCACCCAAAUUGCUAUUACAAAACAAAAACAACAAAAAAUUGCAAUUGCAACAUCUAGUGGACACAUUUAGAACAACAGUUUUGUUUCAAUAAAAUAAUAGCAGCUCAUUUUUAUACUUGGCAAACUCACCUUGCAGGCCACGGGCCGGAUUAAACCUGUUCUCGGGCCUGAUAUGGCACAUGGACCGUGUGUUUGACACCCUUGAUACAAAUCCAUUCACUUUGACAUGUUAAUAACUUCCUAAUUAUCAAAUAACAGUCACAGUGCAAAGUAAACUUCAAAAUAAAAGCACAUCAGUAACAACCUGGUUUCGACAACAAAACUUUACAACAUUCACCCAUGUGUCAAAAACAUGCAACAAAGCAUAACUAUAAGUAAAACACCUGAAAAAGGAAAACUGUAAAGUUAGGAAGACAUGUCAAUGAACGCCCUUUAAAAAAAAAAAUCAUAUUUAUUCCUAUUCUAGAUGUCUGGUAAAGUCACAAAUGUGGCUAGAUUGGGUUUGGGUCAUGUCGGCAUAAACAAGUUUUACUGUAUCGUACAUUUUAAGGCAGGUAUGUGGUUGGUGAGACAAUAAACACUGACGUUAAUGCUGUGUAAAAAAAUGUGUAAGAGCUAUCAUGUUUGCUUGUCUGUAGGUUGACGUGUUUGUGUCUUCUUUUUCCAAUAAUAUGUUUACAAACACCA
Messenger RNA from Nerophis ophidion (straightnose pipefish), 3818 nucleotides. Its product is annotated as tubulin alpha chain-like. Gene Ontology annotation, biological process: microtubule cytoskeleton organization; mitotic cell cycle. The record is from RefSeq and is a predicted model, not a curated record. Gene Ontology annotation, molecular function: structural constituent of cytoskeleton; GTP binding. The coding region runs from base 136 to 1485 and encodes 449 amino acids. The transcript is spliced from 4 exons. Lineage: Eukaryota; Metazoa; Chordata; Actinopteri; Syngnathiformes; Syngnathidae. Gene Ontology annotation, cellular component: cytoplasm; microtubule.